This is a messenger RNA of Cordyceps fumosorosea ARSEF 2679, 633 nucleotides long. Its product is annotated as EF hand family protein. Gene Ontology annotation, biological process: spindle pole body duplication. NCBI's taxonomy places the organism in Eukaryota, Fungi, Ascomycota, Sordariomycetes, Hypocreales, Cordycipitaceae. The transcript has 2 exons. Gene Ontology annotation, cellular component: microtubule organizing center. The coding region runs from base 1 to 633 and encodes 210 amino acids. The record is from RefSeq and is a predicted model, not a curated record. Gene Ontology annotation, molecular function: calcium ion binding; microtubule binding.
AUGGCCUCCAGACCAAUGGGCUUCAGCUCGCAGUCCGCGACACCGCGACCAUUCGCCGGGCGCUCCAUCGCCGCCGUCGGCACCGGCCAGGAGCAGCGACAGCGCCAACCUCCGCCGCCGCCGCAGGUGUCGUCCAACGAGGACUACGCCGGCAUCCCCGACGAGGACCGUGAGCACAUUGACGAAGUGUUCGAUCUUAUGGACAUGAAGAAAAAGGGCUACCUCAACAGCUACGAGUUCCGCCACUCCCUCGCCGCGCUCGGAUUUGACCUUUCCAAGCCUCAAUACUACCGCGAGCUCGAGAGCUACGGCACCGUGCCGCCAGAUUGGCAGGACCGCGACUGCCCCGUUAACCGACUGCACCUAUAUCUCGAUCAGUUCCGCCUCUGCGCCUCUAAGCUUAUCGCUGGCCGCGACCCGCGCGAGGAGGCCGCCAAAGUCUUUGCCAUGUUCGAUUACGAUCAGGACGGCAUCAUCUCCGUCGACGACAUGCGCCAUCUCGCCCAGGACAUCAAAGAGGAUCGCAGCCUGACCGAAGAGGAGAUCCUCAGCAUGAUCGACCACCUCGACCAUGAGGGCAAAGGUGGCGUCAACCUCGACGAGUUUAUGCAGAUGAUGGAAGAGGCUGGCUAA